GAGGCGACACCUCCGCUUAUUAGCGCUGACACCUGACUUCAUUCAAUGAGUUGUGGCGAACGUUAAGCUCGCGGUUUGAUUCGGUCCUCGUGAGGAAUUGGAACUCGGUCAACGUCCAGCUGCGGUUCGGAGGCGCGCGCGUACACAGCUGCAGCAGAACGGCAACGAGCUGGCGCAAAUUGUGGGGUGCCCGUGGAUAAUGCGAGACAGCGGCGGUAGCCUGGCCCAGAACCGCUGGCAGGGGGAUCUGGGCUUGACUGCUGUGGGGCAGGAAGAGGCUGGAGGAGGUGGGAUCCCUGGGGACCACCUCAUAGACCCGGCAUCAGGCCACAAUGUGCCCAGCCCCAUGCACCUCAAACUGGGGCAGAAAGAGAAGGUCUGGACCGGCGAGUGUGUGGAGGAGGAAGAGGAAGAUGGGAUGGGAGGGAUUGAGGCCAUAGAUGAUGAGGAGGCCGAGAACGAUUUGGAUAGGGAGGGUGGGUUUGAAGGGGAGGCUUGGGACGAUGAAGAGGAGGAAGAGGAGGGCGAAGAGGCGGAGGUAGAGUGGGAGGUUCCGGACAUUCCCUUCCAGUUAAUCCAACACCCUCACUCACAGCAACAGCAACACCACAGACCACAGCAAAAGGAAGAAGGUGUUGGUGUUGACAGUCAUGACUCCCAAGUUAAAACUGGACAGUCCUCUGAAUCCAGAUUCCCUGUACGGUCCAGGUUUAGUGGGUUCCGAUUUCUGCGAAGGCUGAGGCGCUUGCAGAGGCUUCGAUCCCAUGCAAGCAUACGCUUCCGGCUGACACAGCAUUGGAAGACUUGGCGUCAGCGGGCCCAGUGGGUGGGGACUCAGGGGCACAGGCGAGCCAGGAGAGGGCAGAGGUACGGUUUGUAUUACAUGCAGAGGAGGAAGAAGAGGUGCAGAGGAUCCCCAUACACAGAUGAGGAAGACGACGACGACGAGAGGUUGACAGAGUCCGAGAGAGAUGACCAUUUUAAUGGUUGCUCUGCAGACAGUCAGGAGGAAACUCUCGGGGAAAGAGUGAGGAGGGAAGGAGAGAACCCUUACUCUGCUGGCAGGGACAAACCAGUAGAGCUGGUCCUCACUGCAGAACACAUGAGCUGUGUGACUGGCAUUCUGGAGGAGUCUUUACAGCAGUACGGCAGCUUGAUACCCAUUCAUGUAGAUGACAUUGUUCAGACGCUUCAAGACAUCUUCAGUGAGAACUUCUCACAGCCACACAGGAAAGCGGUGGUGCAACAUGUAAUUCAGUCCUUUCAGCGGUCAUCGGGCACUGCACUGGUGCGAACAUUCCGUGUCAACUACAAACGCCACGUCCUGACCAUGGAUGACCUCAGCACGUUGUAUGGACAGAACUGGCUCAAUGACCAGGUCAUGAAUAUGUAUGGUGACCUUGUCAUGGAUUCCGUGCCAGACAAGGUCCACUUUUUCAACAGCUUCUUUUAUGACAAGCUGAGGACAAAAGGCUAUGAAGGAGUCAAACGGUGGACAAAAAAUGUGGACAUCUUCCAGAAGGAUUUGUUGUUGAUUCCUAUCCACCUGGAAGUUCACUGGUCCCUUGUCAGUGUUGAUAUCCCUCGUCGAGCUAUCACCUACUUUGACUCCCAACGCACACUGAACCGCCGAUGCCCAAAGCACAUUUUCAAAUACCUGCAAGCAGAGGCGAUCAAGAAAGACCAGCGAGACUUUUUGACCGGAUGGAAAGGUUUUUUCAAAAUGAAUGUGGGUCGUCAAAACAACGACAGUGACUGCGGGGCCUUUGUACUACAGUACUGUAAAUGUCUGGCGCUGGGGCAGCUGUUCAACUUUGGCCAGCAGGACAUGCCAAGGCUAAGGAGACAAAUGUACAAAGAACUGUGUCACUGCAAGCUUUCCCCAUGACCUCUCACCUGGCAGCCAUUACAUGGAAAGGCAAGGAGCAGGAUGGAGUUGUCUGUCGAAGAGGAUGGGGGGUUGGGUGUCAGCAAAGUGACCCAGUGAUGAUUGCAGUUGAUGAUUGGGGGUGACCAAUCCCUAGUCAGCACUCAAAGCAACUUCAUCCCGAGGGGGCUUCUGUGGCAUUGUCCCCCAAAGGAUGGAGAGAUACAGUUGAAUGAGUGAAGGACAAGCAAUUGAUUGACUGGAAAAAGGUGAACUUUUCAAAAGAACUUUGUUUUUACUCUGACAACAACAUCUAGAGACAUUACAACUUCUACUCCUUCCUGGCAGGCAAUUUUAACAUUUGGCAUUGUUUCUUUGUGUCUCUCUUUCUCUUUCACUGUGAUCUCACAACUUCGCCUGUGACAUGUCCAGUUUUAUUUGCAUGGUUAUGGUUAGUUCUUCGUGAUCGACAAAGGCUGGAACAAAAUUCUGUUCUGGGAGUUUUCUAAUCUUCCAUAUGUUGUAGUCAACUUGCCUUCAUAAAUCUAAAUGGUGAAGUGUGAGAGAAAGAUGGUAACAAGCAAAAUAUCUGUUGUUUACUUCAGAUUUAGGACAAAAAGUUUUUAGUUUUCCUGCCGUAUUGCUAACUUCACUCAACGUACAUAAAUGUGGAAUGAAUGAGAGCAAAUAGAUGGAAACGACAGUGCAGGAUAAUGGGCAAGGUAGGAGUGAUUUUUGCUGGGCGAGGUAUUUCACACUGCUAUCGGCCUGUCCCCCACCUUAAUGCUCCUGCUCUUACUGCUCCUGGCCUUGCUGAGUCCACACAAACUUACCAGCUUCCUUUGUGAGUUCAUUUCUCCAAUUUUAUCAGUCUGUCGACGGUUUGUUGCCCUAAUACAAGUCAGAGAUGUUUGUUUUCUCUUUGUCAGUAAAUGUGUUGCUAUGCUUCUCAUAAAAAAAAGUGUUCAGAGAAAACGACGAGGACAACAACUUUGUUUCAUAUUUUUGGAGCAUAAGAAUACUCCAGUUACUAUUUCUUAGAAAGUUCGAGCCACUUUUGUUAUGGACCAUGACAGUUAAAAGAAAUCACAGUAUGUUCAAUGGUGUUACCAUGCUCUACUCUUCUUUUGUAACUUAAGAUGGCUUUGAUAGCUGUGUUUUUUUAAUUUUCGUUUUUUGUUUUUUCAAGCUGGAGUUGAUGGAACAUAAUUGACUUGUUUUAUAUAUCUUCUACAAUGCAUUAUUAUGGUUGCUAAAAAUAAACAUACG
Lampris incognitus (smalleye Pacific opah) is the source of this 3136-nucleotide messenger RNA. It is a transcript of the gene senp3b, whose product is annotated as SUMO specific peptidase 3b. The record is from RefSeq and is a predicted model, not a curated record. Lineage: Eukaryota; Metazoa; Chordata; Actinopteri; Lampriformes; Lampridae. Gene Ontology annotation, cellular component: nucleus. The transcript is spliced from 12 exons. The coding region runs from base 200 to 1888 and encodes 562 amino acids. Gene Ontology annotation, molecular function: deSUMOylase activity. Gene Ontology annotation, biological process: protein desumoylation.